AAUGAACCGGUGCCUGAUGUCAAACUGCCUCGCUCAAAAAAUUGUCAAAAUCACAAAAAUAGUUUUUUUUGCAGAAGCUACGUCCAAAAUGGCAGCCACACGAAGACUCCAAAAGGAACUGGCUGACAUCCGCGCAUCCGGUCUGAGAUCAUUCAGAGACAUCAUCGUAGACGAAGGAAAUCUAUUGUUAUGGUCUGGGCUGAUCGUUCCGGAAAAUGCUCCAUACAAUAAAGGUGCGUUCAGAAUCGAAAUAACAUAUCCAGCCGAAUAUCCUUUCAAACCACCAAAAAUUUGCUUCAAAACCAAAAUUUACCACCCUAACAUAGACGAGAAGGGUCAAGUGUGCUUGCCAAUUAUUAGCGCUGAAAACUGGAAGCCAGCGACCAAGACUGAUCAAGUAAUACAAGCUCUGAUAGCUCUGGUGAAUGAUCCUGAACCAGAGCAUCCGCUGCGGGCGGACCUAGCAGAGGAAUACCUGAAAGAUCGCAAAAAGUUCACCAAGAACGCUGAAGAAUACACCCGGAAACACAGCGAAAAACGGCCGGAAUAAGAUUCCCUUCCACCACAUCCUCAGCGUAAAAAAGCAAAUCCAAAUCACAAAUACACACACAAACGCAUAAGUACGUUGUGUAUACUUAAAUUCAUCUAGUAUUUUCUUUCUUUUUUAAUUCCUUAUUUAAACAAUGGCGUUAAGCUGUCUUGUUGCAAGUUCAACGCAAAAACAAAACAAAACAAAUGAUAAUAAAUUUGAAUAGAUGAAGUGCGUUUCCUUUUUCAUUUGGUUGCUUUUCUCAUUUUUCAUUUUCUGUUUAUUUUUUUUGCUGUGAGAGUGCAUAGAAGAUCAUUUGAGCUGUUCCUUAGCGUAGCGCAUUAUGCAAGUUUGUUUUAAUGCUUGGAAAUGCCGUUUUUCUUGAAUUCGACUCGAUUAUUAACAAUAAUAAUAGUGAAACAUGCUUUAACAAAAACGAAGUGAAAUAACUAAAGCAACCCUUAAGUUAUAAGAAAACUAAUGUAAUAACUUAAACAAGAAAACUUACACUGAAGUGAAGAGAGAAAGAAAAUGUGUAAUGCAUUUAAGUUAGAUCUAAACAAUAUGUACUAUGUAACACGUCUGUGACAGCAAAACUGCGUUCUAACUAUAAUUAGAAAAAAAAAAAGAAUAUGUUCAAUAAAAGUAACGAACAAAUGUUGAA
Molecule: messenger RNA, 1193 nt
Organism: Aedes albopictus (Asian tiger mosquito)
Lineage: Eukaryota; Metazoa; Arthropoda; Insecta; Diptera; Culicidae
Product: ubiquitin-conjugating enzyme E2 L3-like
Exons: 4
Coding region: 2-550 (182 amino acids)
Source: RefSeq, a predicted model, not a curated record